AUGCAGAAGGACUCCGGCCCACUAGUGCCUUUACAUUGGAUUGGCUUUGGCUAUGUAGCACUGGUUGCUUCCAGCGGGAUCAUUGGCUAUGCAAAAGCAGGCAGUGUCCCAUCCCUGGCUGCCAGGCUCCUCUUCGGUGGAUUAGUGGGCCUGGGUGCCUAUCAGCUGUCUCAGGAUCCAAGGAACAUUUGGGUUUUCUUAGUUACAUCUGGAACCUUGGCUGGCAUUAUGGGAAUGAGAUUCUACCACUCUGGAAAAUUUAUGCCUGCAGCCUUAAUUGCAGGUGCCAGUUUGCUGAUGGUCGCCAAACUUGGAAUUAGUGCGUUGGGUAAACCCCAUCAGUAGGAGUCAUGGCCCAGCUUGGACUCAUGAAGAAUUUUUUAAUUUUCUCUAUUUUUAGCAUAUUAAGAUAAAUAAGUACAGCAUUUUCACAUGUUCUGACAUUUUACCUAAAACAAAAACAAACCAAAAAAACCCAACUUUGCAGAGAAAAAAGUCAGUUAUUAUCAUUACAACCCUAAAGAGGUGGGUAGAGUGUAACACAAGAGCUUCUUCCUAUAGUAGAAGCAUACAGUUUGA
Mesoplodon densirostris (Blainville's beaked whale) is the source of this 579-nucleotide messenger RNA. RefSeq names its product transmembrane protein 14C-like. The transcript has a single exon. The record is from RefSeq and is a predicted model, not a curated record. Gene Ontology annotation, cellular component: mitochondrial membrane. NCBI's taxonomy places the organism in Eukaryota, Metazoa, Chordata, Mammalia, Artiodactyla, Ziphiidae. Gene Ontology annotation, biological process: regulation of heme biosynthetic process. Bases 1 to 345 code for a protein of 114 amino acids.